AUGGCAGAUUUCCUAUUAAGACCAAUUAAGCAACGCCACAAUAAUGAGAGCAAGUACGUAACAAUAGAGUCUGCGGGCGGAUCGGUGUCCAAGAUCGAGCCCAUUGCGGAUUUCGUCAUAAAAACAAAACUAAUAUCCAGUAGUGGCCCAGAGAAGUUACAGGAGGGCAAGAAGGUGUUCAUCAACGUUUGCCACUCCCAGCUGGUGCCAAAACCUGAGACCGACUUCGAUGCGAGAAUAGUGUUCCCGCUCAUUAUUCAGAACGAGUGGGAAAUCCCCAUCAUCACAUCGUGUUAUCGCAGGGACCAUGACAAGAAGGGACAAGAGUGCUACACGUGGGACUGCUGCAUACACAGCGACUGCUCGCGUUGGAUACGCGAGGACAUCCAGCUGCGGGAGAUACUGGUGGAAUGGUGCCUGGAGUCGUGCGAGAUCCGUGAUUCAGUGGCAUUGUGCAGGGACCACAUUGCUUUCCCCAAGAUGAAGCAGAAAGGUGCAGAGAUUCCCGCGCUAGAAAUUUUGAACGAUGACUUGCAGCGGGAUUACAAGACGAAGAUGCAUGAGAUCAUAGAACAGGAGGCCAGAGACCCGAUGAGCAUGCUGAGAGUCAGCGACGAUAAUGAUGGUGGCGACGACGACGACGAGACACUGCCACCACUGUUUCCCGCGGCCAAAGAGUCCCCCGGAGUCAAAAUAGAGGAGAUCGACGAGAGCGAAGUCGCACGCAAGAGAGACGAGGAGUCUGUUGUGGCGCGGGAUGAUCAGGAAGACACGUCCGAAUAUGAAGUGAAGAUGAAGAGGUACGGUGGGGCGGAGUACAAGCUGCGGAUCCUCAUUGAGGACAAGGCUAAGAAUUCGAAACCGGGCCUGUUCUUCCCGAGCUACAGCGCGGCAGAGAACGUGUUGUACAUUAACGAAAAGCUCAGCAUACCGUUGCCGUGCGACAUAGUCAGCAGCGCGGCAGAUAUCAAGAUUUUCCACAUUGCCAAGGAACGCAAGCUGUACAUCUACAUUUGA
Messenger RNA from Saccharomyces kudriavzevii IFO 1802, 1017 nucleotides. It is a transcript of the gene PIH1, whose product is annotated as Pih1p. The record is from RefSeq and is a predicted model, not a curated record. Gene Ontology annotation, biological process: box C/D snoRNP assembly; rRNA processing. The transcript has a single exon. Bases 1 to 1017 code for a protein of 338 amino acids. Gene Ontology annotation, cellular component: R2TP complex; cytoplasm; ribonucleoprotein complex. NCBI's taxonomy places the organism in Eukaryota, Fungi, Ascomycota, Saccharomycetes, Saccharomycetales, Saccharomycetaceae.